This is a messenger RNA of Tarenaya hassleriana, 975 nucleotides long. RefSeq names its product universal stress protein A-like protein. Bases 161 to 688 code for a protein of 175 amino acids. Gene Ontology annotation, molecular function: AMP binding. NCBI's taxonomy places the organism in Eukaryota, Viridiplantae, Streptophyta, Magnoliopsida, Brassicales, Cleomaceae. The transcript is spliced from 4 exons. The record is from RefSeq and is a predicted model, not a curated record.
CUCAAAUUUCUCUACUAUCGUGCGCACGGAUGCGCCGUGCGCUCACAAUUGGUCUUCCCCAAGAAAGAGAGGAGACGAUCAAUCUGAUUAGUCCUCAGGAUACUGCAGAGGCGUCGAGAAGGGAAGGAGAGAGAGAGACGAAUUGGUGACUCGGUGGGAAAUGGAAGGCGAGCCAACUCGGGUGAUGGUGGCGGUGAACGCUUCCACGAUCAAAGGCUAUCCGCACCCGUCAAUAAGCAGCAGGGGAGCUUUCGAGUGGACUCUGCAGAAGAUCGUCCGCUCCAACACCUCCGGCUUCAAGUUUCUAUUGAUGCACGUCCAAGUUCCCGACGAAGACGGUUUCGAUGACAUGGAUAGCAUAUAUGCUUCCCCUGAAGAUUUCCGAAACCUGAGAGAGCAAGACAGGGCAAGAGGCCUAAGUCUUCUCGAGUUCUUUGUCAAGAAAUGCCAUGAGAUUGGGGUUAGCUGUGAGGCUUGGAUCAAGAAAGGAGAUCCUAAAGAAGUGAUCUGCCAUGAAGUGAAACGCGUCCAACCAGAUUUUCUGGUUGUGGGAAGUCGCGGUCUUGGCCCAUUCCAAAAGGUAUUUGUGGGGACGGUGAGCGAAUUCUGUGUGAAGCAUGCGGAGUGCCCUGUUAUCACCAUCAAACGCAGUGCCGAGGAAACUCCCUCAGACCCAAUUGACGACUGAAGUGAAUCUAUCAAACACGUCUGUGGGUUGUCCUGUUACGGUGAUUAAAAAGUGGUUGCGCUUACUCAGAUGAUAACCGUACAUUUGGUGUGUAGUGUCUUGCUUCUUUCUCUCUGUCGUGUGUGUGUCUGUAUGCGUAGAAUGAUUUGUGGAUUGGUGGUGGUGUAUGUCUUAUGAUGGGUUGAGAACAUGCGAUGCCGUAUCUCAUGAGGAUGUUGCCUGAUGUUUUUGCACGUACCGAAUUAUGUCAUAUGGGCUGAGAAGUACGAUGUUAUUAUUUCCAGGCA